AUGAUAACAAAUUUAUUCUCAGUAUUUGACCCUUCUUCUAGUAUUUUUAAUUUAUCAUUAAAUUGAUUAAGAACAUUUUUAGGAAUUUUAAUAAUUCCUUCUAGAUAUUGAUUAAUACCUUCUCGUUACCAUAUUUUUUGAAAUAAUAUUUUACUAACUCUUCAUAAAGAAUUCAAAACUCUUUUAGGACCUAUAGGAGCUAAUGGAUCAACUUUUAUUUUCGUUUCAUUAUUUUCUAUAAUUCUUUUUAAUAAUUUUAUGGGAUUAUUCCCUUACAUUUUUACAAGUACAAGUCAUUUAACUUUAACUCUUACUUUAGCUCUUCCUUUAUGAUUAUGUUUUAUAUUAUUUGGAUGAAUCAAUAAUACACAACAUAUAUUUGCUCAUUUAGUACCUCAAGGAACUCCAGCAGUUUUAAUACCUUUUAUGGUUUGCAUUGAAACAAUUAGUAAUGUAAUUCGACCAGGUACUUUAGCUGUUCGAUUAACAGCUAAUAUAAUUGCUGGACAUUUAUUAUUAACUCUUUUAGGUAAUACAGGUCCUUCUAUAUCAACAAUUUUAUUAAGACUUUUAAUUAUUACACAAAUUGCUUUAUUAGUUCUUGAAUCAGCUGUUGCUAUAAUUCAAUCUUAUGUAUUUGCUGUUCUUAGAACCCUAUAUUCUAGUGAAGUAAACUAA
Lucilia sericata (common green bottle fly) is the source of this 678-nucleotide messenger RNA. Lineage: Eukaryota; Metazoa; Arthropoda; Insecta; Diptera; Calliphoridae. The record is from the annotation of a RefSeq genome assembly.